AUGCGCUCGAAAAUAUUUGAUGAUGCCGAACUCGAACGACUACGACGUGAGGCUAUUCCAUCGUCGAAUGAAUCGGCUAUGGCUGGAGAUGCAGCUCCACAUCCGACAGACCAGCAUCCACACGUGGAAGCCGCCAUAGAUCUUCCAGUUGUGGUUGAUUCGAACGACGGUGAAAUAUUCUCCCACGAACUAGAGGAAAUGAGGAGUAUAUUGGAAGAGCCGGAUAUCACGCAGAAACUAACGGAGCGCAUAGACAACCUGAAGCAAAAGAUCGCUGCUUGGGGGAAGCGGAUUCGACGAUUUACCGCGAGGUCAAGGCGGUUCAACCAGAAUCGUCUCUUCCAGAGUGAUCAUAAGAGGCUCUAUAAAUCAUUGGAGCGACCAAAGGUAUGUGGAGCGGGCCAAGGACCCGAUCAGGCUGACAUUAUCGCAUUCUGGCGAGGCCUGUUGUCAAAGCCCGUAAACCACAACGAGGGCCCUUGGAUGGAAGUUGUGGCGAGCCAGGGUGCGAGUGUUACGCCUAUGACCACGCCAAGACGUGGCUGA
Molecule: messenger RNA, 546 nt
Organism: Parnassius apollo (apollo)
Lineage: Eukaryota; Metazoa; Arthropoda; Insecta; Lepidoptera; Papilionidae
Source: the annotation of a GenBank genome assembly